Molecule: messenger RNA, 7590 nt
Organism: Lymnaea stagnalis (great pond snail)
Lineage: Eukaryota; Metazoa; Mollusca; Gastropoda; Lymnaeidae
Source: the annotation of a GenBank genome assembly
GUGCAGAAAAAAGCAAUCUGCAUGGAGAUUGUUAUUGAAAAGAUUUUAAAAAGUAUUUACAUGCAAGUGGAUCAUGUGCGAAGAUUCAUUGCAUAGCUUAAUAUUUUUAUAAGAGACUGGGGCUUAUAUUACUUGCUUUCUAUUGAUUAAUAGUAAAGAAGUCGGUACAAAGAAGCAAUGUUUCGGAGCAGGAUUAACCAUUUGCUAAGGCAGGUGAUUUUUUACUAGUAGUAAGUAGCAGUAGUAGUAGAGCCGAUUAUGCCCUGAUCGAUUUGACUUAUGUCACUUAUGUCGAAAACAAAAUUUAAAAAAGUCGGCCAAUGAAUGAUGUCUGCUCGAAAAUGAGCUAAUAUAUGCCUAGCCGUUUUAGUUAACAUUAAUAUUGACAAUUAGUAAUGUCAAUGUCCCUGGCCCUGAUCUUCAAAGUGAAAGAGUAUUUUAAUUGUGGGCAAAAUAAUAGUCUUAGAUCUAGUCUUAGUCAUGCAUGCAUUAUAACACUGACAUUAUAACUAUAAUAUUAUAAUAUAAAUAUAAUAAAAGUGUAGUAUUCAAUAUGUUGUCAUGACAUGACAACAUAAGUCAUGUAUCUGACUUUUUUGUAUAUCCGUAAGACUAAGACACUAUCAAAUUCAGUUAAAGUAAUCACAAUAAUGAAUGAUGAUUGAAUGUACUUUGACUGAAAUUUUACAUUCAAACAUUAGCCCUAAUAUCACUGGCAAGGGCAAGAGCCUGCUUUCAGUUUCAGCUAUUGAAAGACUCCAGAAUCUCUUAUCUCCCAUUCAGUGAUUCACUGACUUAGGCUAUACACAUUUUUAACUUUUCUUCUAAUAUUUCUACUUCUAUGUAUAGUCAUAGUAUAGGCAACAUAGGACUGGCAUUAUAUUAAACUCAUCAACUUGCCCCAGGAUAAGGCAGUUAAGCAGUCACCCUAAAAAAUUAAAGACUGAAAAUUAUUAACUUUAUUCUAUGUAUAGUGGCAUUGAGUCAUUAUUUUUUUUAAUUGUUUGCUUGGCUUAGGACUAGUUGAUGAGACCUAUGAAUAAUUGUGGUUUCUAAGGGCUCAAUUUUUAUUGUGGUAAUAUGCACACACUUUAAUUCUUACUGUUUCUGCCCUUUUGCUGAAACACAUUGUCAUCAUUUCAACUUAAUGCAAAAACAAUCUAUAUAUCCAACAAAUUAUGCUCAUAAUUGUGUGUUGUAAACAAACAAAUGAGGGAAGGCGGCUGGUCUUGCUGCAUAUAUGAGGGAUUCAAUAAAUUAUAUAGCUGUCACGCUCAGGCCCUACCUUUUGUACAUAUAAUAUUGGCUGUAAAUAAGGUCCUAUUAGAAUGAAUGUAAAACAUGUAGGUCAAAAUCUAUAUAUAUAACAUUGUCAAUGACUUAAAUCUGAGUGAAUAACUUUCAUUAGUUGAAAAAAAUGAUAUUUUUACCAAAAAUUGAGUGCUGCACCUUUCAUAGUAGACCAUGUAUAUGAUCCUAUUUUUUCACCAAAUAAAAUAACCACUUUAUUUUAUUUUUAACUCAAAAGCAUGCUAAAAAUGUACAAAAAGAGUAAUUUUAUUUAUAAAAAUUAUUUAUGUAAGCCAAAUUAAGUAACAGCACGAAAUGAAAAUAAUAACAGAAUCGGGUCACAAAAUGUGGUAAGGCAGGCCAUAGUUAAAAGGACAAACUCCCGUUUACAAGAAUUUACUGCCAAAAACCACUAAAGAAAGUUUUUUAACUUUAAGUUUGCUCUACAUAACUAUAAUUUUUGGAAUUUAACAUUUAUUCUUAUGAAAGUCACUAAGGCCAGGCCAUGUUCAUUUCAAAUCAGGCUAGACCUAUUUGAGGAAGGAAGCAUUGUGAUAUAACCAUCACAUAUUAUGCUUAGGUUGUUCCUCACAGUAACCAACACAGGCCUUAAUUCAUUUUUUACAACUUAUUCUGUCUUUGCAUUCAAUUCUAAAAACUGAUUGAAUAAUUACCCUUUUCAAACUUAAAAUUUUUAAAUUUGUUUUUGAGCAAUAUAUAACACAUAAAUAGUAAAUUAUUUUUGUUAUCUUUAUAAAAUAUGAUGUUCAAUUAGGUUUACCAUACACCUAAACCGGUUUUGCAUUGUUUCCUGGUUUUCAUCUCAGUUUGGUAGAAAUGCUAGAUCAUCUAGUUCAAACUAGUAUGCAUUAAGAAGUGAAAAGUAAUAUGCCCAAGUUUACAGUCAGUAAUCUUCUCAUGACUAUGAUAAGUUCUCCGGUACUAAGGUCUUCAGAGAUUUAAAAAUAAAAGAAAUUAUAAAGACAUUACUAUAAUGUAGAUUCAGGAGAGAACUAUAAAUGUAUGAAUAGUUUAGCCCAAAUGGCUUAUUGUCAUGAGUUAACUCUUUGUGGGCCACUUGUUAUUACACCUAAUAAAUAAUAUAAACACCAAAUAAAUGAUGUACAGAACUAUUUAUUCAUUCUUAAUGCACAUGUUCAAGGCUAUACAAGACCACUUUAAUAAUAAUAACAAAGGCAAAGUGUGCAAUCUGUAGACAUAUGAAAUGCCUGAUGAUCCUAGUUACUAGUAUGAAAUGAAUUAGUCAUUAUACACAUUGCCUAGACUGGACUUGGGCAAAGUAUAUAAUAGUAUGAAAGGGAUUGGAGUUGUUAUAAACAAAAAUGAAAGCAGGGGCAACAAUAUUUACAGUUUUUCAAUUUUUUUUUGCAUUUAUGGCAGAAGUCUGAAUUUCAAAUACCUUGCUGACAUAAUGCCUUUUUUUAUUAACUAAAUUUUUUUUUUCUAUUUUUGGCCCUUGGUGUUACACAUGCACUUAACACCUUUUUGCCCAGGUCCAUUAGAGCUGUUGCAGCUGACCUGAGUAAGAUGUGUUUGUCCAUUGAAAUGUCAUUUAAUGGCAAUAAAGGCUUCUUAUCUUACACACAGAAAACUGAGUUGGGUGGACCAUCCCUGCUGUUGAUAAAGAAACAAUAUUACUUUUAAUUUAAAGCAUCUGGUCAAAAUCUGUUUAAAAUUGUCCAAAAUUUAGCUAAUAUAUAUAGUUAAAACCGUAUAGGAGUUUUUAAUGAACAUUGAAAUUUACAAUACUGUCAAAAUCUCUAAAGUUAAUGUAGUUAAUGAGAGGGAGAAUAGGUCUUACUCUUUUUGAAAAAAUGUAACACUAGGCUGUUCAUUAAUUUAGCCAUUAAAUUCGACUUCUACAGAGUAAUUAAAGUAAUGGUCUCUCUACUUAUUAUUGCUGCUUGCAGGGUAACCAGCAGCUGAGAUGCAGUUUGUUUGAUCUAUCCAUAUUUGUGAUGUAUAAUAUUUCCAUCUAGGGCCUAUCCCUCUUUGAAUCUGAGGGUAGAAGUUCACAAGGAUCAGCACAAGGCCUUAGCAUUGCUGCCUGGUCUUCGUUUUGAUGACAUUAGCCACACUGGUAGGAGAUUGUUAUUCUCAUUUUCAAAAUUUGCACACUGCCUAUUGUCAUUGUUGCGUCUCAACUUUGGCAUAAUCACCUUGUUUUCCUUAUACAUUUAACAAAGAUUAAAAUGAAAAGCAGUUAAUCUGUAGAUGUAUAUAAUUUUUAUCAAACAAUGAAACAAAUUGUAAAACUCAUUCUUGCGUGCGAUAUGCAUAAAAUUGUUGUAUUUUUUGUGUUUACCUCAGGGCAACCUGACCUGCACAGAUUAAUGAAUAUCAUCGGCCGCGUGGAACAUGCAGCACUAUAUGAAAAUAUGAAUUCUUUUUUAGAUUAUCAAAAUCUAAAUCGUAAAGGAAUAGGCAGCUAUACUAGAGCCAUUGUUAUGGAGAUACGUCGGCAUUUUUAUGAGACAACAACUCCAAAAUCACCUAUUCAGGUAAGAACAGACUAUUUACAGGUAUUUUGAAGUUAAUAGAGUUAGUGAUCGAUAGUUUCUGGUUCUGGGCAAAAAUUGAUUUUGAGGCCUUUGAUGGGAAAUUACAAAGAGCAAGACUUUUUCUUAAAUUCACUGAUGGGCUCUCUUCAUCCUCCGUGGGGGUGUGGGGGGGGGGGUGAGGCUUUUUACCCUUCCCCAAAAUAACAGCCUCACAGGCUUAAUGGGGUCCAUCAGGUUAGUUGUGGGAGAUCCCCUCUUUAUAGCAGGUUGCCUUUUCAAAGGUCAUCACAACGCAGUGCUGGCAUUUGUAGGUAAAAGCAAAAUUGCUGCCUUCUUAUCUUGGAUCAAAACAUGCCAGCAUUGUGUCUGAGACUCAAAAUGGUUUGAUUAAAUGAAAGAAUUUUUGUAAGUUACAGGAAAGCAUUUUGUAAGUUAAUACACCUGGAAGGUCAUGAUAAAAAAACUUAAACUUAACUUGUUAAAAUACAUUUCAUUUGUGUAGGUGUCCCUGAGGUUGACAGGGAUGAUGGACACCAUGUACACAGUUCGUAGCAGUGCCACAUUUGGAGGAAGGCAGCGUGCCUCGAUUAUGGUCAAGUCGUGCAACUCCCUUGUCCACCGUGAGUCGGGGCUCACGGAGCAGAUUCCAGAUUGGUGGAGACUCAAAUUUUUACGUUUGUUACCUGAAAUGCCUGACAACUAUCGCCCCGUUCAGCCCCCAGACUCUGUGGGUAAAACUUUUUCUCACAAUGUGCUUGUUCCACUCAGGGACACAGACACCAGCGGAAGAACCAGACACCCUUCUUACACCCGAUAUUUCCAAGAUAACAUCAGCAUAGCGGCCAGCCACAACUUCUACCCCAACUUGGCCAACAUGCUCCAUGAUUAUUACGUCAUGAGGAUCUCGGUGGUACAUUUCUCUCCCAGUGUCUGGGGAGACUCGUUGGUCGUGGAAACAUUUCAGGACCCAAAAGAUGAACUUAAGCUGCAUUGUUUUAUAAGCAAGGAUGGCUCAAUAAAAUGGUAUGGCUGUUUGGAAUAUUACGAGGCCAUGUGUGAACCAGAGGUGGAAACACCUGCAUAUAUGCUGAAGUACCCAUCCCCCAAUACGAUAUAAAUUUAAAGUUGCUGCACUUAACUGCUGCCAUGAUUUGCAUGAACAUAUAGUAAAUAAAUUUUCAAAAUGUUGUUAUGAAUCACGUUUCCAUUAAAAAAAUAAUGAAAAAUACAGAGAAAUUUUGAUCAUCAACAACAUGUAAAACCUAAUUAAAUAAAUUAUUUAUUGUGUGUUCUCAACAAAAAUCUAACUUGAAGAUGUAUAAAGAUAAGAAAUAACUUAUAUCAAAGUGAAUAGUGAAUUUAUAUGGGUUAUAAGAAAGAUGGCAUUCAUUGUUUUUACGUAUAUGCCUUAUUUGAGUUAUCAUGUAUGUUAAACAUUGUAAUUGUAUAGCCCUCAAAAUAAUAUUUUACUUCAAAGUAUGUCAUGCGCUCAAAUGACUUUUUUUUAGAUUUUUUUUUUUAAAAGUUUUCUAUAAUUGCUCUCAUGGGUAUGAAAGAGCAUUAGGGAUGAAGCAGUUAUAUCAAGCAUUAGCUCUGCAUUGGUAUGUGUAGAUUAGUUGUUGAAUAACAUACCCACUGCUCUCGUAAAAGGCUGAAAUCACUUAGUCAAACUGUAGAUACAUGUAACUGUUAAGGCUUCUACACAUUUAUGUAUUAUUUUCUUGUUAAAUUUGAAGAUUUCUUUUGAAAAAUUUUGUGAUAUCCCCUUGUAAGUGGUAUAUAACAAUUUAUUAUAAGUUAGCUAUUCAAUAGGAGAAAGCACUUACACAUCAUAUGGCAAAUUUGGAUUUGCAGCAUCAUUAUCCAACCUUCAAAUGGUCCCGUAAUCAACAUCUAACGCAAUGUGGCCUACAAAAACAAUCAACAACUGACAAAAUUUUCUUCAACCAACUUACCUAAUGAGUUUAAUAGGAGGGAUUCAAUUAUGUAUUUUAAAAAUUUAAGCACAUGAUAAUAUAUCAUCAUCUUCAUUCAUUGACAGAAUGAUCAGAGCGUUGAAAAAUAAGAGCCUAUGUGCCUCUCUGUCAGCGUUAUAAAAGAUUUUAAGUUUAAGGUGGAUAGUAACCCUGAAAUGGAUAAAGUUAUGGGAAACAUAUUUGAACUUUAUAGUUUCUAUACCUAAUAUAGUUACUUUGCGGGGUGCCAUUGACUGCAUUGAAGGAUCAGCAACGCGAUUACUUAUUGCUCACUUACAGUAAAGCCUUUAAUAACAAGCCACAACUUUUUUUUAAUAGAAAUUAACCAAUGAAUAUGACAAUUUUAAACCAUAUUUCCAACCACUUGUUCAUUAUGUAUAAGGUAGUAGUAGUAGCAAGUUUAAAAACAUGUUUCUGUAAUUUACAUGAAAGAUCUUUUGAAAGAUUUUUUUUACACUCUUUGAUCUGUACUGCCUUUUGCAUGUAUAUAACUUAGCAUCGAAAGAUCUCUGAGCUUUUUACCCAAGUUUACACGAGAUCUCCAAUGCUCUUAUCAAAUGACUUAUGCUUAAGUAGAUAAUCAAGAUGAUGAUAUUGAAUGCUCCUCAUACAAUGGAGAUAUCUUAAUGAUUAGCAUUUAACUGUAUAUAUGCGAUAGCGUUCUUUGAAGAAGCUGUCAUGAAUAUGAGAUGUGACGCUUAGGCUAGGCUUUAGACUUAAAUUAAGCUUCACAUUUCUGUCUUGUGAUGCCUCUUUACAGCCUUUUCAAGGGUGAAGCUCAAUUUUUCAAAGUCCGUUUUAAAUCUCUCCCUCCAAGUCUUCCAGAUUCUCUGGUUCCCUUUGAUGGCAUCCAGUGCAGUGCAGUUUUAGCUUUUCCCUUGCUUUUUUUAGGCCUAGGAUAUGCCCUGCUUUUGUAGACUUCUUAUGAUUUUCCUUGCUUUUAUAGGCCUAGGAUAUGCCCUGCUUUUUGUUGGCAUAGGAUUAGUCUAGCUAAAUAUAUUCUGUACAUAGCCACAGUUGUUUUCAGACUUCAUCUCAGGAAUUUAUCCAAAAAAUAAAUGCCAAAAAACGAACUAUUCAACUUGUAUGGUGUUUUGGGGCUUAAUCCCUCUGACCAAUUACCAUCCAGAGAACAGAGUUUACUAUAUCUGUCGGAUCAGUAUAUAGUUAAUACUAUUUCUCAAUUGAAAUAGUUAUUGUCUUGUGAGAACACUGUAAAUUGUGUGUAUUAUGAAAAUUAAAAUAUUUCAAGUAAAAAUUCACUUUAAGCAAGUUUAGUAUGUAGUAUAGAAGAUAUUAUUUCUUUAAUAUUUUUUUUUUUACAAGAUUUAAAUAGUCUCCCUCAAGCAAUACAUUGAUAUUUUAACUUGUAUUUUUUAGAGAUUUUUUUUGGACAUACAUUGAGGGGCAGGACCACCCAUAGAAAAUUCAUGAUGAAACAAUGCAAACAUCAGAGAAUGAACAUAAUAAGCCAGCAUUAUGAAAGUAAAUAUUGUUUUGUUUUCAAAAAUAUUUACUUCAGAAUGGGACUGCAAAUAAACCUUAGAGAAUGUAAACAACUCACAGUUUGUCAGAUUGGCCAGCUGCCUCGAGAAUCUGUAAAAAUGCAGCAUUUGUUAGAGCACCCUCCCCUCAUUCCAUACAUAAUAUAGUGAUAGCCCCCCUAUCAUGCUACCUAUAGCCCCCUAUCAUUCUACCUAUAGCCCCCUAUCAUGCUACCUAUAGCCCCCUAUCAUUCUACCUAUAGCCCCCUAUCAUUCUACCUAUAGCCCCUUAUCAUGCUACCUAUAGCCCCCUAUCAU